Messenger RNA from Brettanomyces nanus, 777 nucleotides. RefSeq lists its product as uncharacterized. Gene Ontology annotation, molecular function: intramolecular phosphotransferase activity. Bases 1 to 777 code for a protein of 258 amino acids. The transcript has a single exon. NCBI's taxonomy places the organism in Eukaryota, Fungi, Ascomycota, Pichiomycetes, Pichiales, Pichiaceae. The record is from RefSeq and is a predicted model, not a curated record. Gene Ontology annotation, biological process: glycolytic process.
AUGCCCCAAAUUAUUAUACUUAGACAUGGUGAAUCGGAGUGGAACAAAUCUAACAAAUUUUGCGGAUGGGUUGACAUUCCGUUGAGUGUCAAUGGUAAAGACCAAGCUCUCAAAUCUGCAGAUCUCAUACUACAACAGACCAACAUGAAGAUGCCCGAUGUCUGCUUUACCUCCAGAUUAACACGAGCCAAUCAAACUGCAGAAAUUAUUCUUGAUAGAUUGAAUAGGUUAUACAUUGAUACAUAUAAGACGUGGAGAUUAAACGAGAGACAUUAUGGUGCUUUACAAGGACGUGAUAAAACUGAGGUAUUGAAUGAAUUUGGCAAGGAGAAGUACAUGUUCUGGAGAAGAGCUUUUACUGGUUGUCCUCCUCUAUGCAAAGAGGACGCAAAAUGCAGAUGUGUCGAUGGUCGUUAUGCUAUUGAUACUGAAGACGAGCAAAAAAUGGGACUAUCUGGUGAAUUACCUAGAGGAGAAUCCCUUAAAAUGGUGAUUGAUCGCCUCAUGCCUUAUUACAGGCUUGUUAUUGAGAAGCAUUUGUCCCAAGGCCGUAAUGUUCUUAUAGUGACACAUGGAUCGGUAGUGAGGGCUUUAUUGAAGGUUCUUUACGAAAUUGGUGACGAUGCAAUUUCGCACAUUGACAUUCCUAAUGGUAUUCCUAUCAGGAUUGACUUGGAUCCGGCCACGUUGAGACCGGCUUCGGAGAAAUGGGUCUACUUGGACCCGGAGAGAGCCAAAGUCGAGGCAGAAAAGGUGCGUUUACAGGGAUUUAAGUAA